Drosophila grimshawi is the source of this 756-nucleotide messenger RNA. RefSeq names its product 39S ribosomal protein L40, mitochondrial (gene mRpL40). Bases 96 to 665 code for a protein of 189 amino acids. The record is from RefSeq and is a predicted model, not a curated record. Lineage: Eukaryota; Metazoa; Arthropoda; Insecta; Diptera; Drosophilidae. Gene Ontology annotation, cellular component: mitochondrial large ribosomal subunit; mitochondrial ribosome. The transcript has 3 exons.
AUAGGCGAGUCAACAUACUCGAUAGCACCUACUACGGGAAGAAGCAGCACAUUACGCAAACAGUGCUUUGGUUUUACCUCAAUUGUUUACUGAAAAUGUCACUGCUCAACGCACUGUCCAGGUUGAGCCUACAGAGCAGCCCUGUUGCCACACGAUUCCUGCACAUAUCGCCAGUGCUGUGCGCUGAGCCGCUUAAGAAAAAAAAGAAACUUGACCCACAGGUCGUAAAACAGAGAGAGGACCGCAGGAAAAAGAAAAUCGAGAAGCAGAUACGCAGGCUAGAGAAGAAUGCGCGCCAAUUGAAGCCGGUGGAGGAGCUGGAAGUGCCCUUGGACUUAAUUGACAACAAGGCGAAACGGGAACGAAAGCUUACACCUCUGGGAACUGCGGAGCUGGAGCAGCGUGCACUUCUUAAAAAAGAAUGGGCGCGUUACAAGCACGAUGAAAAGGUUGCGGAUUUCCAAAUCAUUGAUCGUUUGGUGCAGUCCCAAAAUAAAGCACUCGAAGAGCUUCGUCGUGAGUCUGAGGAACUUUAUCAAGCGGCCAUAGAAGUGGACAUGAAACUGCUGCCAGUAUCGGUGAAAGGGCCAGUUGCAACGCCCCCUAUCAAGAAUUAUGUGAGCCCAGAUGGCGAUUAUGUACACCAAGCUAUGAAAUGGGAAUAGACAGAGGGUAAAGUAAUUUGUUUGAUUAGAUGCUUAAAUUUGUUACAUUGUUUAAAAUCAAUUCAAAAUAAAUGUAAAUUAAUGACACUGA